UGUGCUUAGGACUUCCGUCCACAAUUCUUCAAACCCAAUUCAAUUAGCUAGCUUAGCAAUCUCAAUUCUUAACAGUUUCCUCCAUCCUGAGAAUCUCUGCAACGAACAUACAUUUAUAUAUAUAUUCCGGGUUUCAGAAGUGUACAGAAAAUCUGAAAUUCAUAGAUUGAUGGAACACUAUAAUUAUCACAUCAUAACGACAUUGGUGUUGAGUUUAGUUUCAUGGGAAACGUUGUUUCGGUUCACAACAAGGUUUCUGUCCAACCGCUCUUUCGUUUUCUGCAACCGAAUCAUUUCCAUCAUCCAUGCAUCCUUAGCAGUAACGUUGGCUUCUCUGUCUGUUCAAGACUGGACCUGCCCCUUUUGCCCCCUGGCUUCCAAAGCUUCCCCUCUCCAGAUGCAGACGAUGGUGAUCUCACUUGGGUACAUGGUACAUGACUUGGUGUGCUGUCUUUAUUAUGAGGAAAUAAAGGGUAGUGAUGUGUUGCACCAUUUGGUUACCUGUAUUGGACUUGGAACUGGACUUCUCUAUCAAAUGUGUGGAUCAGAAUUGGUGGGAGCAUUGUGGGUUUCAGAGAUUUCUGGUCCAUUUGAUGACUUGAGAGUCAUUCUCAAAGAACUUGGUUAUAGGGACACCAACCUCAAUCUCGCAGUUGAUAUAUGCUUCGCAGUUAUUUUCUCAAUUGCUAGGAUGAUAGGAUCUACUUAUCUCAUGUAUCUCACCGUGUCUGCUCAUAAUAAUCCAAUCCUCAUCAAGGCAAUGAGUGUUGGGCUGCAGACAGUGAGUACAUUCUGGUUCUACAGGCUUGUGAGAUUUUGGACAUUCAAAUUCUCAAACAUCACUAAAUCUAAGACUUAGUUUCACCUCAAAGAUCAGAGUUGCUGAAUAUUCUUUACACCAGCUUCAUCAAAAUAUUAAAAAAAAAAAAAAAAAACAAAAAACAACAACAACAACAACAACACUGCAGUAUAAGAUAUAGUUGUGCACUAAUUUGUAAUUAACAUGUAUGAGUAAUAUGCAUUU
Molecule: messenger RNA, 1024 nt
Organism: Ipomoea nil (Japanese morning glory)
Lineage: Eukaryota; Viridiplantae; Streptophyta; Magnoliopsida; Solanales; Convolvulaceae
Product: transmembrane protein 136-like
Exons: 5
Coding region: 170-859 (229 amino acids)
Cellular component (GO): membrane
Source: RefSeq, a predicted model, not a curated record